Molecule: messenger RNA, 4486 nt
Organism: Anolis carolinensis (green anole)
Lineage: Eukaryota; Metazoa; Chordata; Lepidosauria; Squamata; Anolidae
Gene: asb15
Product: ankyrin repeat and SOCS box containing 15
Exons: 12
Coding region: 1914-3824 (636 amino acids)
Biological process (GO): intracellular signal transduction; protein localization to ciliary inversin compartment
Cellular component (GO): ciliary inversin compartment
Molecular function (GO): protein binding
Source: RefSeq, a predicted model, not a curated record
AUGGAUGUCUGUUAACUGAGAGUCUACUGAGUCAUGGUUUGCAAUAUACUAUAUGUGCAUUAACUGGAAAGUCAAAUGCAUGAAGCCUAUUGGCUGAGUUUGCAAGGACCUGGGAAUCGGUUUGCAACUGUUGCUGUCCUGCUGCUGGAGAACCGAUUUGAACAGGUUUCUCUGUACGUGUGUGAGAGAGUCUACUGAGUACUGGCUGGAAAGAAGAUGGCUGUGUACUCAGAGAGGCCUGACUAUUUCUGAGGCCUUGUUCGAUGCUGAUCUUCACUGAAGCAGAUUUAUGGACUAAGAAGGGACUGCUUAUGACUGCUGAUUUCUAUAAGCAAUCAGAAGGACUAUUGUAAAUACCAUUGUUCUGUUGAUCUCUUGGACUUAGUAAAAGUUCCUGUGUUAUUUGUUCUGCAAAGCUGAGUGGUGCAUCAUUCUGCAGGGUGACUCUGGGUUCAUGAGCAUACAUAAGAGCUUCUACCUAUCAUCCACAAUCCCCAACAUACUGUAUAUGUCUUUCAUGAUAGUACAGUAGAGUCUCACUUAUCCAACAUAAACGGGCCGGCAGAAUGUUGGAUAAGCGAAUAUGUUGGAUAAUAAGGAGGCAUUAAGGAAAAGCCUAUUAAACAUCAAAUUAGGCUAUGAUUUUACAAAUUAAGCACCAAAACAUCAUGUUAGACAACAAAUCUGGCAGAAAAAGUAGUUCAAUAUGCAGUAAUGCUACGUAGUAAUUACUGUAUUUAUGAAUUUAGCACCAAAAUAUCACGAUAUAUUGAAAACAUUGACUACAAAAAUGCGUUGGAUAAUCCAGAACGUUGGAUAAGUGAGUGUUGGAUAAGUGAGACUCUAUUGUACUCUCAUCCUGAGGACCAAUGAAAGUGGGCCAGGACUUGAGGUUCGAAAACCCUACAAUGAACCCAACAUGCUGCUAGAAUACUAGUGUUUUAUCCAGUCUUGAAGGAACUGAUCAUGGUCUAUGUUACCUAGGACAUUAUUGACCCCAAUUGGAAGCUGCUGUGAUUUUACUGAUUGUUAUUGUAAUGUAAAUUUAAUUUUUGUGUAAUAAUGUGUUUUUAUAUUGUUGUGUAUAGUAUGUCUGUAUCUUUGUUGUAAACCGCCCUGAGACCCUUCUGGGAGAUAGGGUGGGUUAUAAGUAAAGUCUUAUUAUGAUGUGCAUUAAAAUCAUGUUAGAUUGAAAUAUGUCUAAGUCAUUUCAUGGGUCAAGCGCCAUGGAUUCAAGUAGCUUCCAUCCAUCAAAGCACACGAAAUGGUAUUUGGAAUCUAGCUAUGGGAAGCCUUUCUGUCAUAUUAAUGAGAAAUGUUACAAGUCAAAUUAGAAUUAGAGGUUUCCCUCUGACGUUAAGUCCAGUCAUGUCCGACUCUGGGGGUUGGUGCUCAUCUCCAUUUCUAAGCCGAAGAGCCGGCGUUGUCCGUGGACACCUCCAAGGUCAUGUGGUCAGCAUGACUGGAUGGAGCGCCGUUACCUUCCCGCCAGAGCAGUACCUAUUGAUCUACUCACAUUUGCAUGUUUUCGAACUGCUAGAUUGGCAGGAACUGGAGUUAACAGUGGGUGCUCAAGCCGCUCCCGGGAUUUGAAUUAGAAAUGUAAAAUAAGCUCAUAAACCAUUACCUUUCUUAAAGAGCCAAUUGGCGGAGGCUACGACCAUUCGGACCUCAGGUUACUUUUGACAAGGCUUUAGAGCAACAGUGUCAUACUUUCCUGCAGGCUGCUUGUGUUUCAGUUGUAUAAGGUCAGACUUUAAUUUAACUACCAACUGUGUUGCUAAUUUUAGAAAUGCCACAUGACCUGUGUCCCUUACUAGGCCCAUGCCUGCAUGUUUGAAAUUCAGGACCCAAUAAAACAAUAGCAAGAUUUGGAAAAGCUAGAAAAUAGUUGAUUAACCCAUAUCAGAGAAAUGGAAGAGAGUGAAGAUUCUGAAGAAGACCACCUCACUGACUAUGCCAUUCAGUUUAGCAUCCAAGAGUCUCUUGAAAGUCAAAGACAUCAACAAACGUCCUUGCCCAGUCAUGAAACAAGGUUUGUUCCAGUCAGCGAUCAAAACAGGAAACUUGUAACUGCCGUAAGAGAAGGUCAAGUGUAUGAUCUUCAAACAUAUGUGAAAUGCAAAUAUGCUUUGGAUGAAGCUGAUGAGAGAGGUUGGUUUCCUAUACAUGAAGCCGCUGCCCAGCCAAUUCAGCAAAUACUUGAAGUAAUAUUAGAUGCUUCUUAUAAAUCAAUGUGGGAAUAUAAAACGUGUGAUGGAGAGACACCCUUAACAUUAGCAGCCAAGUCUGGCCAUGUGGCCAAUGUCAAGACAUUAUUGGACAAGGGGGUCUGGCCCAAUACUACUAACAGAAAAGGAGAAACACCUCUUCUGAUUGCAGUGAGACAAGGCUCUCAUGAAAUGGCUUCUGCUCUGAUCGAACACAACUGCAUAGUCAACCAGCCAUGUGUAAAACGUUGGUCAGCAAUACAUGAAGCUGCAAAACAGGGUCGAAAUGAUAUUGUUGCUCUUCUUCUGAAGAAUGGUGCCAACGUUCACUUGAGAGAUGGAUACGGAGUAACUCCAUUAGGAGUGGCAGCUGAAUUCGGUCACUGUGAUGUGCUAGAGCAUUUAAUUCACAAAGGUGGUGAUGUGCAUGCUAUGGCUGACGAUGGAUCAUCAAUACUCUUUGAAGCAGCUGGAGGUGGAAAUCCAGAUUGUAUAGCUUUGUUGUUGGAAUAUGGAGGAAGUGGCAAUUUGCCUAAUAAAGCAGGGCACCUUCCUAUACAUAGAGCAGCAUAUGAAGGGCAUUAUCUGGCCUUAAAAUACCUCAUUCCAGUUACCUCCAAAACAGCCAUCCAGAAAAGCGGUCAGAGUCCCAUGCACUCAGCUGCAGAAGGCCAAAACCCUCAGUGCCUAGAACUUCUAAUUGAAAAUGAUUUUGAUGUCAAUACUGUGCUGGCAGAACACAUUUCACAAAGUUAUGACGACGAAAGGAAAACAGCACUUUAUUUCGCCGUUUCCAACAAUGACAUUCUCUCAAUUGAAAUACUUCUGCAGGCAGGUGCAGACCCAAAUAAAGACCCUCUGAACUGCCUUCUGGUAGCAGUCAGAGCUGGGAACCAUGAAAUUGUACGGUUGCUUCUCUAUUAUGGUGCAAAUGUCAACUGCUACUUCAACCUUGUGAAUGACACCCAUUUCCCCAGUGCCAUUCAGUAUGCUUUGAAUGAUGAGGUAAUGCUAAGGAUGUUGCUCAACCAUGGAUACAAGGUGGAGCUAUGCUUUGACUGCAUGCAUGGGGACAUCUUUGGGAAUUCUUUUGUGUGGUCAACGCAAGAGGAAGAUAUAUUACCAGGGUGGACAUCCUGUGUUGUUAAAGAUAAUCCAGAGCUGCAUAGUCCCUCCUGCAGUACGGGCAGUUGCUCCAGAUUGUUGCCUCCAAAUGCCACUUGUGUCCUGAUUUGCUGGGCAGACCAUACCAUUUUCAAAAUAAAAUUCUAUAAUUUUGGUUCAUUGUUCUGUGACUUUAUUACUGUUCCUUGGAUGAAACAUUUAGUUGGACGCAUUGUUCGGAUAUUCAUAGAUUAUAUGGAUUAUGUUCCCCUUUGCACAAAACUCAAGUUUGUCUUGGAGUCACAAAAAGAAUGGGAAGAGAUUCAGCAAAUAUUAGAGAAUCCUCGUCCCCUAAAGCAUUUGUGCCGCUUGAAAAUACGGAAAUACAUGGGAUUAGAGAGUACACAGAAGGCAUUAUCCAUGAAGAAGCUUCCACUUCCACCAGUUCUUAAAGCAUACAUCUUAUACAAAGAGUACGAUCUUUAUGGAAGAGAGAUGCAUUUGGCGUGAUAGUCAGAAAUCUUGACACAGUCACAUGGAUGAUGAGCCCAGCUGAACAUCUUUUGGUGUUGUUCCGUCCCCCAGGACGAUGGUUUGCCUUACCUAUUGGUCGUUUGUUUGUUUUCCCUCCUUUACAUUUUGUUUGAGCCUCUGGCUGCAAAAGCCUAGGAAAAAUGGCUUGGAAUCUGCAAGAGCUGGCUGCAGUUUUCUUUGCAGUGAUUGGUCAAAGAAUGCAACAUCUUAGGACCGCCCUUUUUACCAGGGUCUAGUCUCCAUUUUGGAGCUUCAUUCUGGCUAUAGUCUUCCAACGUGCUGGAGCUGUGCAAGGCUAACUGGGACAAAUCAUCCUCAAAACCAGGCCAAUCUAAGCCUAUCCAAAUUAGAUAAGUAUUGAAUUAUAUUGAUCUGGAAUAGGAAAUCUAGUUAGGGGAGCAGGGUUAUUCUGUCGCUUCUAGAACUAAUCUUUGCUGUAAAGAUAGGGAAGGAAAGAGUUUCUCCUUCUAAUAUAGGCAGCGUGAUUAGGGUAUAGUGGUUUUAUAAUCACCUUUGCUUUCUGGAACCAGGGAUAAUUCUGUACCUAAAACCUAUAGAAAUUUGUUUCAUUUUCUGCAACUUUAAGAUCUGUGCCAGGUUUACAACCUUGUAUGAAUAAACAUCCUUUUUUGAAGUUA